AUAAAUAAUUAAUUAUUUCACAAGAUGGCGGAUAUUGAGACGAUAGACACUGUCCAAAGCACGGAAAAUGACGUUCAUCAGAGGCCUAAGACAUCCAAAUCAAUAAUUCUUGAAGAGAGAGAUGAAGAGGAGAAAGUCAGUAAAAAACCAGGAAACACAGCCUUCAAGCAGCAGAGGUUACCAGCAUGGCAACCUAUCUUGACAGCAGGAACGGUCCUUCCAAUGUUCUUUCUAGUUGGUAUUGUCUUUGUGCCUCUUGGAGUUGGUUUCCUGGUUACUUCUAACAAUGUUCAGGAGGUGAUCCUGGACUACACGAGAGCAUGUACGUACUUGAAUGAAACCAAUGGAACAAACACAUGUAUUGACUUCUACACCUACCCUGAGAAUGAAAAUAGUUCUUGCACCUGCACCAUGAAGUUUGAGCUGAAUACUAAGAUAGAGGGCCCCAUCUACAUGUACUAUCGAUUGACCAACUACUAUCAGAACCAUCGUCGCUAUGUAAAUUCUCGUGAUGACAUCCAGCUCUUGGGUAAGAACCCCCUCAGUGCGAGCAGUGAUUGCAGUCCGUAUGACCAGGAGCUGCGAAUAUACUCCAAUACAUCACAGGAGAGGAUCACGUAUGCUCCUUGUGGAGCAAUAGCAAACAGUCUCUUUAAUGAUACCUUCAACAUAACCUUUGAUGAUGAUGGUGAGCUUCCUAGUGGUAAGGAGGUCAUGCUUGAUAGAACCAAUAUUGCCUGGUCCAGCGACCGUAGGACUAAGUUUAGGAAUCCUCCAGGAGCAUCACUUGAAGAAGCAUUCAACGGAACAACUAAACCACCUAACUGGCAAAAGUACAUAUGGGAAAUGCAAGAUGGCUACCAGAAUGAGGACUUUAUAGUCUGGAUGCGUACCGCUGCAUUCCCCACCUUCCGCAAGCUUUACGGUCGUGUUGUCGACCAGCCAAACACAAGGCUAGAUAAUGGUUUGCCUGUUGGCAACUACACCCUUACAGUCCAAUAUAACUACUUGGUUCACAUGUUUGAUGGUACAAAAAGCAUUGUUCUGACCACAACCUCUUGGUUGGGGGGCAAGAACAACUUCUUAGGAAUAGCAUACAUCGUUACCGGAUCUAUCUGCAUCGUCUUUGGUGCCAUAUUUCUCAUCGUUCAUAUCAAGCACGGCAAAAAACUGGCUGUACCACCUGGACAGAAGCGAAAAUUUGAAUCCUUGUAAUUCAACCUUCGAUUACAAUUCCACUAAAUACAAAAAGAUGUGGAACAACCUGGAAAGUACCACAGAAGUGAUAGGAUGAUGACCAUGACUCCUCUUCCUCUUUUUUUUUCAUUCUUCACUCGAUCAUUCCAUCUUGGGCAUCAAAGGAAGUGUACACCACUUUUUCCUGCAUCCUUAUAUAACACCGGUGAUUCAAUCACCAUUAUCUCACUCUGCUACCAAGACACAAGACAGGUAUUGGUGGUACAGUGUUUAUAAUUUGAUUUAACACAACACCAUUGAUUACAUUUAUAUCCCCUAGGGUGUACAGUGUAAACUGUGAUUCCCAGACUGCUACCUAGGCAGAAGACGCCAAAGGUUUUAUCAUGCAAGGUGUAUCUUGUAACUGUUACAACACCAUCACUGUCCUAUCUCGCUCUCUUAGUCACGCACUAGAAGUUAAGGUUAAACCCUGUUAAGUUUAUGGUGUGAAUCAUAUGAAAUGCUUAACACUCGAUUCUAGCAUCAUUGCCCACUUAUAUUACACCAAAGGUUACUUCUCAGAAAUAUCAGUCUUCAGGAUUUUAUACAAUUUAGAUCGACAACUUUCCCUAUCAGGCCCUUGUAAGCACGGUAUUGGUAGGUGCCGGAACAUGAUUUGGCUACAGUCUUUUCUGGCCCAUGGUGUAAAACUGACUGGCAUCCCUGA
This is a messenger RNA of Lytechinus variegatus (green sea urchin), 1903 nucleotides long. RefSeq names its product cell cycle control protein 50A-like. Bases 25 to 1215 code for a protein of 396 amino acids. Gene Ontology annotation, cellular component: endoplasmic reticulum; Golgi apparatus; plasma membrane. Lineage: Eukaryota; Metazoa; Echinodermata; Echinoidea; Temnopleuroida; Toxopneustidae. The transcript has 9 exons. The record is from RefSeq and is a predicted model, not a curated record.